AAAAAAAUGUCAACAAACUUUGACAGAUAGUUGACAGCUGUUAAUUUGAAGAAAAGCAGCUUUCUGUUCAGUGACAACACGUUAUAGUAGUAAAUGUAUAUGUUGCUUUACCAAUGUGGUAUGCUAUGGAGAAUGAACAAAAUAUGUAUGCAUUAUCAGAGCGUCUGAUUCGAGCUAUCAGUAAUUGGCAUUUAUGUGUGCCCUCUGUAGACGACAUAGAAGAUCUGAUUGAUGCAGGGGCUGAUGUUAACAGACUGCAUGGUACUUUGUUACCCCUACAUUGUGCCUGUAUGGUGAGCGACAAUGAAACUCUCAAGUUAUUGUUGGAUAAAGGUGCUAGGGUAAAUGAUGCAGAUGGUUACGGGAGAACUGCAUUACAUUAUGCAGCUGAGCGUGAUUCAGUUUGUACAGAAAUGUUGUUAGAACAUGGGGCCAAUGUAAAUGCUGGAGAUGCUAAUUCAAAUACUGCUCUACAUUGGGCAGCAUUCAAGAGCAACGAACCUUGUGUUAUAUUGCUAUUAAAGAAUGGGGCUAAUGUUGAUGCCCAUGAUUUCAAUGAUGACACACCUCUAAGUUGGGCAGCUAGAAAAGGCAGCGUAUCUAUAAUAAAACUGCUAUUAGAUUACAAUGCUUGUGUGAACUGUAAAAAUCUCCGUGGACUUACAGCAUUACACAGAAUAGCAUCGGUAUUAGCCAGUGGCCUCAAUACAGAUGCAGACAGUGACUGCAUGGAGUUACUGCUUAGAGCUGUGGGUCAGUUUGACUUUCGAAAUGAGAACUCGGAACUUCCAGCAGAUUUAGCUAGGGACAAUAAGUUAUGCGAAACACUGUUACCACUCUCACAAAAUGUUCGACCAUUGCAAAAUCUAUGUCGUUUCACGAUUAGGAAAUUGUUAGGCCAAAGAUACUUGCCAAAUGUUGUACCAAAGUUACCUCUUCCAAGAUCUAUUCAAGAGUUAGUCUUAUUAAAAAAAUGAAUUUUAAAUAUUUUAAUCAUAUUGUGGAACAGUACACACCAGGUAUUGUGGGUUCAUUUAUUUUCAUGAGUACCAAUUUUCGUGAAUUAAGGAAUAAUUGUAUUUAUAUCUGGAUAUCUGAUUUCAUGGUUUUACCAAAGUCUGCAUACAUGUACAAGUCUAUAGGAAAUUGUACUCAGUCAACAUUGAAAUUUGUGACUCACCUAUACCAAAGAAAUCCACAAAAAAUGGUACCCAAAAAAAAAAUGAAUCCACAGUAGUCAGGUAAAAUUCCUCUUAAUGGGGAUUUUUUUUUUAUGAUGGAUACUGCUGAAUUUGGCUGAUUCACUCUUAAAUAUCCCUCUGUGUAAUUCAAUAGGCAAUAUUUCAGAGUGAGAAUGGCCUAAAACAUAUGCCCUUUAUCAUACAUUAGGGUCAAAUGAGCCUACAAAUUUUAUUGUUAUUUUUCACAUCAUGACUUGUAACCUACUGCCCGUUGUUGGGGUCAAAAUGGGUUAAAUAUUAAUUGUUAUUAAUGUUUGUUUUUUUUUUUUACUAAAAAGUACCAUAAAUUGUCAUA
Molecule: messenger RNA, 1536 nt
Organism: Mytilus californianus (California mussel)
Lineage: Eukaryota; Metazoa; Mollusca; Bivalvia; Mytilida; Mytilidae
Product: ankyrin repeat and SOCS box protein 8-like
Exons: 3
Coding region: 114-977 (287 amino acids)
Biological process (GO): intracellular signal transduction
Molecular function (GO): protein binding
Source: RefSeq, a predicted model, not a curated record